CUUCCCUUUGUAUUUUCAUUCAUCCCACCAGAGUGCGAUAAAAGAGAGAAAAAAGUAGCCCAUUUGAGUCUAUAGAUAUCCUGUCUAUGAGAAUCGGGAGAGCAAUAGCAAUAAGUAGCCCAAACCACAGCCCAAAAAAAAAAAAGCAAAUGAUUUGUCGUUUCAAAGUUGGUUUAUGAUUUACUAAAGCCUCCGAUUUAAUAAUUACACACACUUACAGGCGUCCGGCUGUCAAGUGACUUUUACGGUUUUCGGAGCUGAAAGCCUCAGAAAAAUGGAGAAGAUGGUGGUGUUGAGAUCCAUUUAUAGAGCAGCAUGUUUGAGAUCUUCCCGUUUUACCACAGCCGCAGCCGCCGCUAACCUCAACUGCCACUUGGGUUCCCGUAGUUUCUUUUCUGCCUCAUCACCUUCCGACUCUAAUCCUCCUAGAAAACUCCCUUCCGAUAGCAGGUCUUCUUUUGCAUUGAGAUUGGGAAGCAUGCGCUAUUUUAGUGAAGAUGUAACUCAUAUGCCGGUUAUAAAAGACCAUGAAAUUCUGAAUGUUUUUAAGGACUUAAUGGCUGCAAGUUGGGAUGAGCUUCCCUAUUCAGUCGUACAGGAUGCAAAGAAAGCCUUGUCCAAAGAUACUGAUGACAAAGCUGGCCAGGAAGCUUUGAAAAAUGUUUUCCGUGCUGCUGAAGCAGUUGAAGAGUUUGGUGGCGUUCUAAUCAGCAUGAAGAUGGAACUUGAUGAUAGCAUUGGAGUGAGUGGAGAGAAUGUAAAGCCUUUGUCAAGUGAGUUUGCAGAUGCACUAAAGAUAGUUUAUCAACGAUAUACAACUUACUUGGAUGCAUUUGAUCCUGAUGAAACCUAUUUGCGAAAGAAGGUAGAGACAGAGUUGGGAUCAAAGAUGAUCUACCUAAAGAUGAGAUGUAGUGGUCUUGGUUCUGAGUGGGGAAAGAUUACUGUUCUUGGAACCUCUGGACUAUCUGGAUCUUAUGUGGAGCAAAGAGCUUAGCACUAUAGUGCUGAGAAAGAUCAAUUCACUGUGAACAUUAUUCUGUUUUAGACAUGUUUAUGAACACUUGGAGACUGUUUGUUGUUGUUCUCCUGGAAAACCUUCGAGGUUGAAGUUGCUUGGUAGCUAAAUAAAAGGCAUAUCUUUGUCAACAACAGUAAAUCAAAUUGUAAAAUCAUGUUUCUUAUGCCUUU
Durio zibethinus is the source of this 1191-nucleotide messenger RNA. RefSeq names its product succinate dehydrogenase subunit 5, mitochondrial-like. The record is from RefSeq and is a predicted model, not a curated record. Gene Ontology annotation, biological process: tricarboxylic acid cycle. NCBI's taxonomy places the organism in Eukaryota, Viridiplantae, Streptophyta, Magnoliopsida, Malvales, Malvaceae. Gene Ontology annotation, cellular component: respiratory chain complex II (succinate dehydrogenase).